Messenger RNA from Trachemys scripta elegans, 2411 nucleotides. RefSeq names its product RWD domain containing 4 (gene RWDD4). The record is from RefSeq and is a predicted model, not a curated record. The coding region runs from base 297 to 836 and encodes 179 amino acids. Gene Ontology annotation, molecular function: protein binding. NCBI's taxonomy places the organism in Eukaryota, Metazoa, Chordata, Testudines, Emydidae. The transcript has 8 exons.
GAUCACGGAAUUUUUUAAAUCCAAAUAAACGUAACUUGGAAAGUGAUGCAAAAAUAAGCCAGUAACGUUAGCAGCAACCACGCCUGACUACUGCCGAAGUUUAGCUAACCAGCUGCACACAGAGUCAGCCAGCGGUGUCCUGUGCUAGGAACCGACAGAGUUCGGCAGGCGCUUUCCCCGUACUCCUCUCCGAGAGACCUCCGUCAGCUGCAGAGGAUUUUCACUUUUAAUUGAAUGCUACAUCAAUCAUAUUGUUUCUUAGGUGGCAUAGUCCUAUAUACUUAUCUUUGUACUUGAUGGAGCUAGAAGCAUUACAUUCUAUUUAUGAAGGAGAUGAGUGUUUCAAAGAACUUAGUCCUGUUUCCUUUCAGUAUAGGAUAGGUGAAAAUGGCGAUCCCAAAGCCUUCCUAAUAGAAAUUUCGUGGCCAGAAACAUACCCCCAGACAGCUCCAAACAUAUCCAUGAAUGCUUUCUUCAACAACACCAUAUCUUCAGCUAUAAAACAAAGUAUAUUGGAUAAAUUAAUGGAAGAAGUUGAAGUUAAUCUUGGAACGGCCAUGACAUACACACUUUUUGAAUAUGCCAAAGAUAAUAAAGAAUUGUUCAUGGAAAAUCAACCUGUUCAUAUUGUGACAUCUGUAGGCAAUAACAUCGCAAUUGGAACUCAUGAAAUAGCCCCAUCAAGUAAGAAAAGAGACAAAAAGGAGCAGUUGUCCAAAACCCAGAAACGAAAGCUAGCAGACAAAACAGAUCACAAAGGGGAGCUUCCUCGAGGAUGGAACUGGGUGGAUGUAAUUAAGCAUUUAAGCAAAACUGGUUCUAAAGAUGAUGAAUAAUGGAAUUUGAUACAAGGAAACUUCACCUUUUAAUACAGUGCAAUUUGGGUCAACAUCUCUCUCUUAAUAGCUUUUUUCUCUUGUCAGAGUGGAACAUUUUAUAAAAGGACAAUUUCCUAAUUAUUAAACCUGAGUACAGAUGUUUAUCCAGAGAUUAUUCUGUUAUUACAUUUUUCUUCACAAACAAAAACUUGCCUUAAAGGGAAGAUAAGUGCGACAUUUUUAUAUUGAACUUUUAGAAAGCCUAUUUGGUUUCUAACUGUCAAAUGCUGAAAAGAAUAGUGAAAUAUGCCGUGUUAAUUUAUAUUGUUUUACUCUGUAGUAAGAAUAUAGUAAAAUUCUGUUAGUGAAUCCUCUGAUAUUGUGACUAUUUCCUGAAGUUCUCAUUCCAAUGGAAUAAAAAUAUUAAAAGUGAUUAAUCACUUGACAGCAUAGUUCAUUUAAAAUAAACUCCCUUUAAACAAAGCCUUCUUGAUUUGUUCCUCUACAAAUGCAGAAAGGGAACACAACACAAUUAUAUCAAAUGAUUUGUCUAGGUCUAGGCUGUCUACAUUGCACACCUUACAACGGUGCGGCUGUGCGGCUACAGCUGCGUUGUUGUAAGGUGCGCAGUGUAGCUGCUCUUUGUUGCCAGGAGAGAGCUCUGUCUACACUACCGACCUUACAGCGGCACAGCUGUACCACUGCUGCUACGCUGCUGUAAGGUCUCCAAUCUAGCCGCUCUAUGACUAUGGGAGAGAGCUCUCCUGCUGGCAUAAUUAAACCACCCCCAAUGAGCAGUGGUAGCUAUGUUGGUGGGAGAGUCUCCCACAGACCUAGCACUGUCCACACUGGCGCUUUUGUUGGUGAAACUUAUGUCGGUCAGGGGUUUGUUUUUUUCCCCCCACACCUCUGACCAACAAAAGUUUUACCAGCAGAAGUGCUAGUGUAGACAAAGCCUGAAGUUUUUGGUCCUGGUUUAACUCUAGUUAAAACAACCUGCAUAUGGUGGUGAUGCAACUGAGUUUCUAUAGACUUGCCAGUAACACUAUUGCCUGAAAUCAGAGUAAGUUUCUGGCUCUGAUUUUGACUGACUAGCUCAAAGUUUCAGCUAGACAAGGGUAGAGAAAGUAGCAACAUGUGACACUUGUAAAUGCUAGUGCAAAAAGGACCACACACCCUAGUCUAGACAAAUUCAAAGUGAAAGAAUGAGUGGUUACAAUACCAGUGUGUGUUGUCAGUUCAGCCCAGUGUGCACGUGUUGUAGUCCUCCUCACAUAUAUCUUUAGAGGAGGUCAGGGUGUUUGCGUGGAGCUGUCGUACUGAUAGUGAAUUUCUGAAUGUUACGAUUUGGUGGCUUUUUCCAUUGGAUAAUCAGUGGUUUACCAUGAGGAUUUUAUUUCCUGAAUUACAGGACACUGGGGGGGAAAAAAAUAACCACUCUCCCAUGAUGGGAAACAUUUUUUGUACAGGUUUGUUGUCUUGUAUCAAAGAAAAAAAUCCUCUUUACUGUAUAAAUGGUAACUGAAUACUAAAUGCCUUAAUGUCAUUUAAUAUUUGAGAUUUUGAUCUUAAUAAAUGCCUAUUUAACUGCCA